Messenger RNA from Amoebophrya sp. A25, 7972 nucleotides. Lineage: Eukaryota; Dinophyceae; Syndiniales; Amoebophryaceae. The record is from the annotation of a GenBank genome assembly.
CCGGCAGCUUCGCGGAUAAACAUGCAAGCUCUUCCCUUUCGGAUAAGCAUGGCACUACAAAAAAAAAGCGAGAUUAAUUGUAUUGUAUUGUAUUGCAUCAACAAGCUUGAUCCGAUCAGUAGAGAAUAAAAUAUAAUACUUUCUGUUGUCUUUCCAAUCUACACCACCUUAGGAAUCUGAACACAAGAAGAAUCAAAAAAUGACCUCCCGGCAGCAGAGCGAGCGGAGUACUCCUCUGCACAGAUGCAAUCAGUUUCUUUCUUUUAAGUGAAAUAAGUUUCUUGAAUUCUAAGGCCAAUGAGAUCAUUGUGCAUGUGCUUCUCCUUCCUCCUUUGUUACUUAAGUUGCUUCCAUAUAGGGGAUUAUCGAGUUUUAGUGGUGCAUUGUACCGCCAGACACAGAUGAUAGAUUUUGGUCCUGGAGUCGCUAACAACUCAAGAAUUGUCAAAAUUUUAAUCCUUUCGAUAAUGGACUGUAUUUUCUCAAAAUAACUCGAAAUGAUCCAUAGUUUCUCAGGAGAAGAGAAGCAUCCAACAACUUUCUGUCGGAUUCGGUAGCUGUUUCAUUCAUGUCUUGGAGAAUGACUGAAGAGCAUCAGAAACGGUUUUCGCCAUUUGAUGACUUGUCCCGCCAGACACAGAUGACAGAUUCCUCAGAGGAGUUGAGUGAGGCUGCCCAGGGUUGUAUCAAGAAGGAACCCGGCUGUUGAACUACAAGAAAAGAAGAUUAUAGUGGCUGAACAAGAAAUUGAUGAACAACCGUCGACUAGUACCCGAAGUGGAGACGUGUCAGUCACUGUCACUCAAGAGUCGCACAACAACUAGAAAUUAUACAAGCAUGUUGCUGAAGCGGAGCAGUCCCUUUGUGUGGUGGUGAAGUGGAGGCAUCCUAUCCUAUCCUAUCCUAUCAUUGCUUCUAGUGACAUUUCUGCAGACGUGUAUGAAUGGGAAUCUUCGACUUCUAGUUCUACCACUGUAAUCAAAUGAGAAGGCCAUCGCCAUUGCUGUGAAGAACAUCAUCGCGAUUGCUGCGAAGAACAUCUUCUAGAAGGAGUUCUAGUACUUCGCAACAGCAGACAUGGCAGACCCGGCUGAGGGCGACAUCGGGCCCGAUGUCGUUGUCAUCGAGGAAAGCGCCGGCCCCAAGACCACAAAGUUACGAUGAUUGAAUAUCGAAGUAAAGAAUUUCCUCUAUAAUAUCUUUUAUCUUGCAGAUUCUAUAAUUGUCGGCACCGGCAGACAAAGAGAAGGAGAAAAUGUUGAAGACACGCGGCGGAUCCUACUUAGCUUGGCCAUUACUAUAAUUCUGUACUUAUAUACUUUUUGCCUACCCUUACUUUUUCUUCCUAGUUAGCUUGGCUCCACCCGUAAUAUCGAAGUAUAGAAUUUCCUCUAUAAUAUCUUUUAUCUUACAGAUUCUAUAAUUGUCGGCACCGGCAGACAAAGAGAAGGAGAAAAUGUUGAAGAAGCAGGCGAAGGCGGUGUAUGCAGAGGAUGUGCCAAGCCAUGGCUUCGAAACCUUCGAGGAACAGCGAAAAAGGUUGCGCCUCGAAGCUGAAGUUACGUCUUUGUACUACUUAAUAGAGGACGGCUGUAGUUGUACCUAGUGCUUGAUCCGUUCUUGUUCAUCAAGUUCAUCUACCUAUAGCACUGGAAGGUAGCGGCUGCGUCUCCAGCAAUUUUUGGUCUAAUACUUAGACAGUACCGAAGACAGCUCUCAAGUUGAAGUCAGGAGCAUGAACCUCUUGCUUUCUCCUGUAACCCCCCAAAAAAAAUAUGUGCUCGUUCUCAGGUUAUAUUUUUAUUUGUUCUAGUGCAGGGGCAGGACUAGCUCUUAAUCUUUGAUUAGUCACCGUCUAGUCGAUUCACAUUAUAUUCGUUUUGGUUUCGGAUAUCGCCUUCUUUGAUACCUUGUUCGUUCACCUACUUGCACACGUAAUACAAUCGCAACAAAUUUAAAUCGAGUCUCAGAAAGGAAAGUAGUAGGUGGACCGAUUCAUGUCAUCAAGAAAGGCUGCGGAAGAAGCACAGAGACAACGAGAACUGGAGGAGCAAGAAAGCGAAUUGGAUUCGGCAGACCUAGCAGAUGGCUUCUACGUUAUGAUAUAUCAAACUUUGAAAACUAUCUUGAUCCUAGUAUUAGCGAGGUCAGGACAGCCGACUUGCAGAGAAGUAGGAGAAUCGCUUGAAAUCAUCUAGUAGUUUCUGCUAUUUCCUUCCCACGCACAAGCACGUUUAUAUAUUAAGCUUCCCAGCACACAGGCUAGCCCGAGUACGAUGAGAAGUUUGACCGUUCAUAACGCAUCAGGAAGGACGAUUUUUUCAGUAUGACGAGCUUGGGAACGCUGUUACGUUUGACGAACUCGGAAACGCGUGGAUGUUCGAUGAGCGGGGUCGUAUGGUUCAGGCCUACAGGUACUGGAUUUUCGUGAAUGAUGCAUAGAAACACGGAAGUGCACUGAAUUUGGGUAGGUUAUGUUCUAGAAAGACAAAAAUAAAAGGAGAGCUUCAAGAAAAAACAGCAUCAACAAGCUUGACCCGAUCAUUAAUAUUGAGAAUACGGACUCAUUGUGAGUUCUUAUCAUAUCUAUGUUUGAUCAUAAUCGUUAGACUCUUUAUAUUUAUAUCGCCUAAAAUGUUUGAUCAUCUUCAUCACGACUUUUUUUAUUUCAGAGCGGGAGAGUCGCCGCAGGCUGGCUAUGAGCGGAGAAUGGCUGAGAGAUCCUUGGUGCAGAAGGGGCUUGCGCAGAUGGCAUGGACUAGCUAUUUCGAUGACCCAGGGGAGGUGUUCCCCGAGGAAGGCGAUAUUCAUGAAACCGAGGUGCAGAAACGGAGAAGAGAAAGGAAUAGAGCAAUGAGGGUAAUAACAGAGUAGUUUAUAGCACGCAUGGUGCAUGGAGUAGCAUGGAGUGCAUGGAGCGCAGAGCUUUGAGGGGCGCAAGAAGCUCCUCCUUUAGCUCCAUGCUACUCCAUGUGAUCCAUGCACUCCAUGCCAUGCGAGCUGUGAAACCUUAUAAAUUGCUCUGUAAUAAGUCUAAUGUAAGACGGAUGUAAUUGUUAGGUCGUGACAUGGAUAUGGAAGGCCUCAAACGAUUGACUUAAUCUUAUAUUUUGCAAGCCUCGUCGAGCUUCCUGGCAUUGAAAAUUGUGUUGGAAGCCUCAUUUCUCACAGCAAACUAACAGGAACCUCCUUGUCCUUUCUCACAGCAAGCCUCCUUCAAACCUCCUUUUUUUCAAACACGAACCUCCUUUCUCACAGCAAGCCUCCUUCAAACCUCCUUUUUUUCAAACACGAACCUCCUUUCUCACAGCAAGCCUCCUUCAAACCUCCAUUCUUCCAAACAGGAACCUCCGUUCUCACAGCAAGCCUCCUUCAAACCUCGUUUUUUUCAAAGGCCCCCAAAAAUAAACAGGGAAAAUUGUGGUGGAAGCAUCCGUGGGAGGCCUUCAUGAAGAAGAGAGACGACAACCUUUGGCUGUACGAGAAAAUGCGGCUCGAGGAUUACGAAGAGGAGCAUCUUUACCCUGUAUGAACAGGUGGGGAUUAAGAAUGUUGAACAAGAAUGAGUGUCUAUUUCAUGCAGAAUAUGUCUAUCUCAUGCAAAAAUAUGCCAUCGCCAAUCAAGAAAAUGAAACUCGUUGUCCACCACUGCUUCGCGAUUUGCUAACUCUAAGUACUUACAAGCUACAGGGCUAAGCACCAAGCACAAUCGAGGUUCAACCUCGUCUUGAUUUCUUGCUCGCUAGAUUUUUUAGUAGAGUUCUUCACCUCCUUUUAUGUAGAAGUAGGGUCCUUCUCCUUCCAUUCCCCUCCGCUAGUGUCCUUCAACUCCCCUACGCUAGAGUCCUUCAACUCUGUGGUCGCUGAAGCUUGUGCAGCAUCCGGAUUGGGACAAGUACAUGGGUUUGCUGAUCAUGUUGAACUGUCUGACGAUCGUAUUUCAGGCAGUGACGGUAGACGAAUCAUUAAGGCUCCUGUUACACAAUACAGUGUAGGUACGCUGUAGGUAGGAAGACUUUUUUUAUUCCAUGGUCUCAUGUUUCACGUUGACCUCCUGUCUGGGUUCUUAGAAUUUUUGCCCUAUCAUGUGGUGAGAAGGUAGUGAUUAUCUCUAAAGCCAGGACCAAUCGCGAUCUUACUCUGGGUAUGCGAAAACCUUUUCACGCUUACGUUUCUUUUAGAACUGGCCGCGCGUGUCCGCGCCUACGGAUGGGGGUGGAUGUUCGAGAGCGUCACCAAUUUCGUCGACGCGAUUCUAGUGUUUUUUACCGGCGUCCUAGUUACGUGGGUAUUGGCGCCUGCAGGAAUCGAUGUCAAGUUAAGGCCUCUGUUGUACACCUUGUCGUGAUACAACGGAUAAAUAUGUGCUAUUUAGUGUACGUGCUACACGGCAACGGCAUCAUGCUACACGACAAUUCGCACUGUAUCAAUCGUGCCCAACACAAGAAUAAUGUAAUGGAGUCAACAUGCGCUAAAAGUCCCUUAGCCUUAUACGGUAUAAGGUUAAGAGAUGAGGUUACAGUUUUUUUGAUCAUUUUUUUCUAGUUAUACCUGAAAAGUCCCUUAACCUUAUACAUCGAUACCUGUUACCUGCCAUCAUAGAAAUGAGAAGUAACAGCUGCGCUCAUUAAGUCCCUUAACCUUAUAGCUGUUACCCAUCUGCAUAGAAAAGAGAAGUUAACCUGUUACCCACCUUCAUAGAAAUGAGAAGUUAACAUGUUACCCAUCAUAGAAAUGAGAAGUUAACCUGUUACCCAUCUUCAUAGAAAUGAGGAGUAACAGCACAUUCUAAUCAAGGAGAUCCGAAAGUUUACGCUUUUGCGUAUCGUACGUCUGUAUCGUCUAGUGCAGGCUUUGCGGCUAGAUCCGGCUUACCGGGAAAUGUGGUUCCUCGUAAAGGGAAUGAUUUACUCCAUGAGUCCGCUCUUCUGGUCGCUCUGCGUCAUUUCGUUCAUUUACGAAGAAGUACAACUAAAAAUAAAUACAUGUGAGAAGUUGUCUUCAAUACCCCACGAAUGGGCACACUACUACUACUACUUUACUACUACUACUAAGUAGUAGUUUUUCGUUACAAGGGAUUUCGUUACUGGAUUUCUUGAUGGGAAGUCAACGGAUACAAGGACUGAAAGCGCAUCACACUCGAUGAACCGCAGGAUCAUGCAAGAUCGAUGCUAGAAUGGCUAUGGCAGCUCUAACUCCUGUUAUUCCUCUUCGGAGUGACGGCGACGCAAUUCAUUGGACGUAGUUUUGAGCAGGACGAAUUGGCGCAGAAGUAUUUCGGGUCUGUGAUGCGGAGUAUGUUCACACUCUUCCAGAUCACUACGCUGGACAGUUGUUAAGAAUGGGUUUUCAGGCAUCUAGUGUUGUAACGCGGUUUUCGCUUCUACUCUGCCAAAUAGAAGUGUUUUCAUGACUUCGAAGUUUUCUUACAACAAAAUGAUUGAAAUAUAAAACAUUUCUUGGUAGAGGUAGAGCAUUGUUCACAGAGAAGUCCCACUCCGACUUGAGUGAGGUUCAUCUUAUUCACAGAUUGCUAUGAAGAUGAGAGAGGAGAGACUACCGCUAAAACGGGGAUGAAGUGGUGCGACCAUUGGAGUUCAAGGUUUGGUGGUUCAAAUUUUUCAUCUUUUUUUACUUCGCCACCUCAAUCUUCGUGGUUAUGAACCUGGUCAUCGCAGUCAUUGUCGAGAACGUCUUCGUCAUUGCGAAAGAAUAUUAAGGUGAGCGACAUAAAAACUCACUGCGCCACCUCAUGGUAGGGACAUUCAUUCAUUCAUUCACUGGAAAUGUCAGCAAGAUGACCAGGGCCAACGCCAGCAUCUCCUAGUAUUUAACAAGGGGAGACUACUUGGCCGAUAGCAUCUCCUAGACAAACAAAGUCAAUGCAUAUCUUCUUGCUCUUCUAAGAUCCCGAGGUAGAGCAGGAAGGACUCAAAGACGCGGCACAGAAGAGGGCGUUCGAAGAACUCAAAGCCUUAUUUCAGACGCUUUCAGACGACGGACGAGUCUUCUACUUCCCAGACUUUUGGACUGUAGUCAACGGAAAAACCAGAAUAGGAGCAAGGUACUCACAUUUCUUUAGGGCAGGUUAGGAAUGCUGAUGGAAAAACUAGAAUAUUAUGAGCAAGUUGUGGUCUAUUGAAUUUGAAACAACAUGCUAGAAUUGACGAAUUUCACAUUGCGGUUGCGCAUGUAGUUAAUAAAAUAUAGAUAUUCUGUUAUCGGCUACGGCUACUCGCAUUUCAUCAAUAUGUACUUGCCCACAUUUUAACUUCAGGUUUCGCGGGAAGCUGAAGCAGCUCAACUACACUGCGCGAAACAUCAAGGAAGUAAAAGCCCUCUUAGUGGACGACGCGGAUGAGGAGGCGGAAGUAGACCUCGAACUUUUUUGCUACUGCCUCAAGAAAAUCCGACAUACUGCAACUGCGCAGGAUAUUACGGCUAUAUGAUGAUCAUGAUGACUGGUUGAAGAGCAACGAAAACGAUUAGUAUAGAUGUUGCCUGGGAGUGAAGGAGGGGCUCAUUGUGCAGGAUCCAUGACCUAACCUACAACCUAACCUAAUGGUGUUGGAUGAUAAGUAAAUCUGUAUCAUUUGAGCCAAGAGUCUACUGAGACAACCAGAGUCUGAGACGUAACAGGACCACUUCAGAACAUCUUCCUGAAACCUGAAAAUUAGCGAGUUACUGACUGAAAUAACAGAGCCGUGACUACAUUCCUCUUCUUUGAGUAUCUCGCUCAUUUCAAGUACUUACUUGCUUAUUUCAGUGUAUCGAAUACCCUCUAAUGUCUUUCUCGUGCUCCAAAAAGCCAUCGUGACAUUAGAGCAAGUGACGACAGUGAUCGAGAUUCACUGCAAUAUGAUUCUCGAAUCCCUCGAUGCCCUCUUCUACGAAGUCCAGUCAGUGGAUGUGGAUCUCAAUUUAUGGUUCCAUAAUUUUUGUUGUACGAUCAGGGACUACGACCACCACAGACAACUUCUUUACUCACAGUUGUACAUCAUUCAUAAGUAAGUGAGUCAUACCCUGGUGGAGUGGGUACUACAUUCAUUCAUAAGUAACAAGUAAAUUGCACUCCACGUCGUCGUGAAAGUUGGAAGUGGAUCGUCCUUUCUAAUAACCUUGGUGAUUAUGAUGGUAGGGAAGGUGAUGGAUGUGAUCAACCACAUUCUCAAAGGCCACGAGCAGAGAAAGGAAAAUCUGAAGGCGUACCAGAUCAACCUCUUCCGCCAGAAGGAGAAGACGCAGAAACGAAUUGCGGCUAUGAAGGUGAGAGAGGACGAAGACUAGGACUCUGAUCAGGUAGACUAGGACUCCACUCAGGUCCGUACUAACUUGCAUACUCUGCCUAUAGAAUGCAUCGUCCAUUCUUAGAGAGGACUCGAACUUUGUUGCAUGGCUACUGCCACAUUUAGUUUCUUUCAUGAAUCUACCUAGUGGGGUCACGGCCUCCGAAUUUUUGUACAGAUUAUUGGCUAGGAAUUAUUUUCAAAGACAAUGGCAAUUUAUGCGUUGUAAUUGUAAUAGAAGAAGUUCAUGCUAUCAACGCAGCCUUCACGGCUAGCAGAUACACUUUGCUUGUUUCCACGCGAUGGCAAUAUUCAUGUUUCUGUCUCCUGAUUACUUCACCUGUCUGAUUAAGCUACUUCUGAAUCCCUAUCCUCGAGAAGAUACUUCUCGUGCCUGAUUAAGGUCUGAUUAAGCUGUCUCUUUGGUUUCUCUGCUUACUCCUGAUGUAAGUACUCGCGUCACUGUGUCGUGAUAGCUUCGGAUACUUAUCUCUGUCUGAUUCUGGCUGCUCUAUUUAGUAGAAGGACGCUCAUCGUCCACCAUGUUGCGGCGUAGGAGGGCUGUGAAGCACAGUAGACUGAUGUUUCUAGGAUGUGUUUUGCGAUUACUACUCUGAGACUGAUUCCUUUGUAAAGACUGAAUUGCUCUUACUCAAUUGCUGUUACCCUGGCUCAUCUGGAGAUGC